UAUAUUGAUCCAUUAAAAAUAAAUAGCAGUGAAUGUAUUAUUGAUAUACAAUUUUCAAAUAAGGAUAUAUAUCUUAUGACUAAAAAAGGGGAAUUAAAAAUUAUAAGAAAUUAUAAGAAAUGUUUAAAAAAUAAAGAAUUUAUAAUUGAAAAUUUUUAUAAAAGUAAAUAUAACUUUUUCUUUUUUAAAAAAGAAAAGAUAAUAAAAAUGAGUGUAAAUAAAUAUCAUUUAGCAUUUAUUACAAAUAAAGGAAAUGUCUAUUGUUCAGGUAAUAAUUUUUAUGGUCAAUGUGGAAAAGAACCAUCCUUAAAAAAUAAUUUAAAUUUAAAUUAUAAUUUUGAAUUCGCAAAUAAUAUAAAUACAUAUGAUACAUUUAAUUCAGUACACAAUCAAGAUAAAGGUUAUGUACAGGAUGGGGGUUAUUAUUAUUCUCCUGAUUAUUUACCA
Molecule: messenger RNA, 447 nt
Organism: Plasmodium reichenowi
Lineage: Eukaryota; Apicomplexa; Aconoidasida; Haemosporida; Plasmodiidae
Product: regulator of chromosome condensation, putative
Exons: 1
Source: RefSeq, a predicted model, not a curated record